GGCGGAGCCGGUCGCCAUGUUGACGCUCCGCGCGCUGCGGGCCACCGUCCUGGUCUACGCGGUGGGCGCCGCCGUGUUGUUGGCGCAGCUGCUGCGCCGCCUGCGCGGGGGCUUCCGGGAGCCGGCGCUGCCGGCACAGCCCGACCGCGUGGCCAUCGUGACGGGCGGAACCGACGGCAUCGGGCUGGCCACGGCGCGGCGGCUGGCCCGGCUGGGCAUGCGCGUGGUCAUAGCCGGGAACAACGCGGCGAAGGCGAACGACGUCGUCUCCCGGAUCCGCGAGGAGACGAAGAACGAGAAGGUGCACUUCCUGUUCUGCGACCUGGCCUCCCUCCGCUCCGUCCGGAAGUUCGCCCGCGACUUCCUGUCGCGCGGCCUCCCGCUGCACGUGCUGGUCAACAACGCCGGCGUCAUGAUGGUGCCCCCCGGCCGCACCGAGGACGGCUUCGAGCACCACUUCGGUGUCAACUUCCUGGGCCACUUCCUGCUGACGCACCUGCUGCUGGGUGCACUGACGUCGGCGGGGUCGCCGGGUCAGAGGUCCAGGGUGGUCACCGUGGCGUCGGCCACGCACUACGUGGGGGACCUGGACCCGGCGGACCCGCAGGACCGGAAGUCGCCCUACUCGGCGCACGCGGCCUACGCGCGGAGCAAGCUGGCGCUCGUGCUGUUCUCGCAGCGGCUGCAGCGGCUGCUGGCGGCGCGCGGCGACCCCGUGACCGCCAACCUGGUCGACCCGGGCGUCGUGGACACGGCGCUCUUCCGCCACGUGUGGUGGGGCACGCGGGCCGUGCAGCGGGCGCUCGGCUGGCUGCUCUUCAAGACCCCCGACGAGGGCGCCUGGACUUCCGUCUACGCUGCCGCCGCCCCGGAGCUGGAAGGGGUCGGCGGCCGCUACCUCUACAACGAGGCCGAGACAGAACCGCUGGGCCUUGCGCGGGAUGUGGAGCUGCAGGCGCGGCUGUGGGCGGAGAGCUGCCGGCUGGCGGGGAUCCCCGACGGGAUGGGCUUCGGCGUGGAGUAGGCCCGCGCCCGCGAUGGCACCACGGACUCUGCACCAAGCACCUACAUGGACCUGAUGCUGUGAUGAUGUGGGCGUGUGACAUCAUCGCCCGCUGCCGCCUCUCCCCCCAGGCUCCCAUGGGGCCCCCAGCCAGGCGGUGGGGCACCAUAAAGGAUUCUGCACCAAGAAAACAAUAAGAAUUCUGCUGCUAAUUGAUUUCAUUCACAGACAUGCAAUAAAUCUCUUACUCAACCCUUGCUCUAACAUCUCUAUUCUCCCUUGUUUCAGACCAUCAGACUUCCUAGUUCCAACUGUGGUUUCAACUUUGCCUCGUAACGGUUUUAAAACUAACCCACCUCUUCAUUUCUCGAAUUCCAUAGUUUCAUACCUAUCCUUAUGACCACAUGCCUUGUUAGCUGUAUACAAUCACUUUACUGUCAAACUUUGUAUAAUGUUGAAAGGAAUGGUCAUGAACACGAAUUCACACUGCGGUUUUUAAUCUUUCCCAUCUGUGUUUCCUGUUGAAUCUGAGCUAGGCUGAGGUGAGGACUCCGACACUCGGCCCAGUCCAGUGUAAACCCCGACACAGGUUAGGAGCUCUCUGAGCAUGGACACCCGAAUCCAAGUCAGUGGUGUUUAUCACUCACCAGGCUUCGUGUUCCUCCGAAACGUUUUACAUCUCCCCAUUCAUCUGCUUCUUAUUCCUUUAGGGAACACAUGGCUGUUCUUAGUUUGAGUUUCAAAACCUACAUCUUUGGUAAAACUAAAAAUCCUCACAACAAACAUUGUAAUAACUUUGUUAAGCAAACCAUGCCUCUAAAAGCAGAAGAUUGACCUGAAAGACGGCUACUCUUAUCCCUCAAGAGAAAGCAAAGCCCUAUGGGAAGAAAAACCAUUAGCUAGUGUGUCGAGACAAUUGGGAGCAUUUUGCAAACUGGGGAUAGACCCAGGGCCAUGUGUGUACAGGGUUCCAGCAUUCCUGCUGGGUCGCUGCAGUUUCUUCUCUUUAGACUGAGUCAGGGACAGAAGCUUUCCUUUGUAGCCAUGAAUGAAAAGUACCCAGAGAAAGACAGGACUCAAGGGAAUAUAGGUUAUGAGGAGACAGGAAGUGCCCAUGCUGGGGUUCUUCAUGAACAAAUGAUCCCUCGCCCCAGCCUCGAUGCUUCAGCACUUCAUAAGCUUCUUGAUGCCAAUGCACAAUCCUAAGAAAUCCUCAAAUUCCCUAAGGUUAAGUUUCAU
Chionomys nivalis (European snow vole) is the source of this 2242-nucleotide messenger RNA. RefSeq names its product dehydrogenase/reductase X-linked (gene Dhrsx). The transcript has a single exon. Lineage: Eukaryota; Metazoa; Chordata; Mammalia; Rodentia; Cricetidae. The record is from RefSeq and is a predicted model, not a curated record. Bases 17 to 1024 code for a protein of 335 amino acids.